Messenger RNA from Argiope bruennichi, 1356 nucleotides. RefSeq names its product G-protein coupled receptor 83-like. The transcript is spliced from 3 exons. The record is from RefSeq and is a predicted model, not a curated record. Lineage: Eukaryota; Metazoa; Arthropoda; Arachnida; Araneae; Araneidae. Gene Ontology annotation, molecular function: neuropeptide Y receptor activity; neuropeptide binding. Gene Ontology annotation, biological process: G protein-coupled receptor signaling pathway. The coding region runs from base 1 to 1356 and encodes 451 amino acids. Gene Ontology annotation, cellular component: plasma membrane; neuron projection.
AUGAAUGUCACUAUUGAUCCAUUAAAUUUCACUGAAAGGUUCAAACUGAUGGCAUGGGGGAACAGAACAUAUAACUGGAGUUCAGCUCUUAAAAAUGCACCUACUAUCACUAACAGGGACUCAAUAAUUAUAGCAUUCUACAGCCUCAUAAUUCUUAUCAGCAUUUUUGGGAAUCUUUUGGUGUGCAACAUUGUGGCUCGAAGUGCAAAAAUGAGAAGCUCAACUUACGUUUUUAUAGCGAAUUUAGCUCUCUCAGAUUUUAUGAUGACUGUUCUCAACAUACCGUUCAACGUUGCGAGAAUUCUUCUCAACGAUUGGCCAUUUGGAAGCUUUAUGUGUUCAUUUGUACCGUUGGUGCAAGUCACAUCUGUGUAUGUGUCCACUUUCACAAUGACCUGCAUAGCGGUUGAUAGAUACAGAAUCAUCAGCAAGCCUUUGGAGCCAAGAUUAAGAAGUGCACAGGCCAUAAAAAUAAUAUCAUGCGUAUGGGUUUUGGCCAUCCUCUUAUCCCUGCCACACGCUAUUUUCAAUAAAGUCGAAUCAGUCUUCACCUACAGACGACUGGUUCGAUGUCGAACAGUCUACCCGAUUAACAUGAGCAAAUGGAUCACCCUCAUCGCUGUCAUCACUCAGUACAUAUUGCCUCUCAGUAUCACGGGAGUGCUCUAUUAUUUGAUCAUAGUUCAAGUUUGGUCUAGAAACUCUCUAGGGGUCGUGACGGAAGGACAGAGAGUGAGUCAGGCGAAAGCCAAGAAAAAGACCAUUAAAAUGCUUGUGGUUGUAGUGAUAUUGUUUGCUCUCUGCUGGUUCCCUCUGAACACAUUCAAUCUGCUCCGAGAAUUCAUUCCCAAAGCCUUCAUGCAAAAAUCAGUCACUCACUCUACUGUUUUCUUCAUCUGCCAUUGGCUGGCCAUGAGUUCUGUUUGCUACAACCCUUUCAUCUACUGCUGGCUCAAUGACCAUUUCAGGAGUGGUGCACUGAGUUGUCUGCUGUGCAUAAAGAACGCCGGACGUCAGUUGAACGACAGUUUCAAGUCCACUAAACUCUCCCGACUCAGCAGUGUUCCCACAACAGUAACAGUAGACUAUGGAUUCAAUUCCAGCCAAGAUGCGAAUAACGACAGUUGCUGUUCCAAUGCAGUUCAGAUGACCAGUAAAAGAUCUAGUUUGGACAGAUCUCGAUCGUUUCGUCAUUCCUAUGAAUUCGACAUUCCUCUAAAAUCUCUCCCAAGUAAAACAACGCAGGCUUCUUUAAAGAGGUGCUCAGCUUCUAAAAGCAAUGUAAAAGUUUCAACAACGCUGGUUGGUGGAGAAUUACAGAGUACAAAUUUUACUAUUAGUGAAGAAGCAUGCUAA